UAUCUGGCCUGCUGAUUGGACAUAAUCGCCCCGAAUCGUCUGCUGUCAACGUCUGUGACACUGAGCCUUGUGUUGAUCCCCACAUCGCUCGCUCUCCAGUUGCAUUCGAAUCGAGUAAUCGACUGACAUCGGAAGAAGUUGCGGGGGAAUCGAUGGAGUCGACGGCGACGGCGCCCGCCCGCUGCGAGAUCGAGCGCCUGCCGGAUGACCUCCUGUCGGCGACGCUCGUGCGGACCGGGCCGCGGGACUCCUGCCGCGCCACUGCGGUCUCGCCUGACUUUCGUGCCGCGGCCGACUCCGACGCCGUCUGGUCCAGCCUCCUGCCGCGCGACCUGCCACCGCUCGCCGUCGGGGAGCUCCCCGCCGAUCCGCUGCUCACCAAGAAGCAGCUCUUCAUGCGACUCUCCGACCCCGGCAGACCCGUCCUCCUCGCCGACCGCUUCACGAGCAUGUGGCUGGACAGGGCGACCGGUGCCAAGUGCUACAUGCUGUCGGCCAGGAAGCUCGGAAUUGCUUGGGGCGAUACGCCGCAGUACUGGCGCUGGAUCCCCAUCAACCUCUACAGAAUCUCUGAAGCUGCUGAACUCCGGCAUGUCUGGUGGCUGGAAAUACGCGGCGAGAUCGACAGCAAGAUGCUCUCCCGGCACACAACAUAUAGCGCUUACAUCGUGUUCAGUCUAGCUCAGAGGCGCCUUGGGCUUCAUUACACAUGCAAGGAGGCGUCCGUCAGCCUCGGAGGAGGAAGCAGCAGGUCGAGGCGUCACGUCUGCCUCGACGAAGGCCACGACAGCGCGGAUACAUGGCCGUCGUUGCGAGGUAACCUUCCUGAGGACACACACUUCCCUCGAGUGAGAGGUGAUCACUGGAUGGAGGUGGAGCUGGGCGUGUUCUGCAUCGGUGAAGACAACGACGACGGUGAGGUUUCCGUCAGCCUUAUAGAGACGUCAGUCAUUAAGAGUGGCCUUGUUGUCCUGGGCAUUGAGAUUAGACCCAAGGAACAAGGGGUCUGAUUGAUGACAACUUUGUUUGUGAGCAUCUCCAACAACUUGGUAAAAUUCACUUGUCAAAUCUUGAGUUAUAGCAAGUUGCGAAUUUGUUUAGCAAAAGAAAAAAGGAUGUGUCUCCAAUAAGUUACUAUUCUCACUUGGUAAAAAUAGAGGAUGACAGAUGAGACCCGCUCAUUUGGUAAAAAAAUAUAUGUCUCCAACAAGUUGCGCUCGGGAUAUCAACUUGGGAUAGCAACUUGACAAAUCUCGGCAGUAGAAACCUCUGGAUAGCAACUUAGGAAAUUUAGCAAGUUGAGAUAAGAAGUUGUUGGAGGAAAAAUUUUAUGCUUUUAGCAAAUUUGGUAGGACAGUAUGUUGAAAUACAAAGUUGUUGGAGAUGCUCUAAAUAAUAGAUUUAGAACUCAGCUAUGUAAUGUCGUUAUUGUU
Molecule: messenger RNA, 1433 nt
Organism: Sorghum bicolor (sorghum)
Lineage: Eukaryota; Viridiplantae; Streptophyta; Magnoliopsida; Poales; Poaceae
Product: F-box protein PP2-B10
Exons: 3
Coding region: 153-1010 (285 amino acids)
Molecular function (GO): protein binding
Source: RefSeq, a predicted model, not a curated record